CUAAACACAGACACACAAACAUGGCGUCCAAGGGGAAUGUCGCUGCAGUUCUUCAUGGAAUAGACGACCUUCGUAUCGAAGAACAUCCUGUUUCUCCUCCUUGCAAGGGAGAGGUGCAAAUUGCGAUGCAUGCCGUUGGUAUCUGUGGAUCUGAUGUCCAUUACUUGAAGCACAUGAGGAUUGGAGAUUUCAUCGUCAAUGAGCCAAUGGUUCUGGGACAUGAAUCAAGUGGAGUGGUCGCUGAGGUUGGAGAAGGUGUGACGCAUCUGAAAGUUGGUGAUAGGGUGGCUAUUGAGCCGGGAGUGCCUUGUCGCACUUGCCCUUUCUGCAAAGAAGGACGUUAUAACCUCUGUGAAGAGAUGAAAUUUUGUGCUACCCCACCCUUCCAUGGCUCUCUUUGUCAAUGUUACAAUCAUGCAGCAGACUUCUGUUACAAGUUGCCAGAUCAUGUCAGUUUUGAAGAAGGUGCUUUACUGGAGCCACUGUCCGUAGCUGUCCAUGCUUGCCGCAGGGCUGGUAUCACUGUUGGAGAUAAUGUUCUUGUAUGCGGAGCAGGACCCAUUGGACUGGUCAACCUCCUUACUGCAAAAGCUUGUGGUGCAAGCAAAAUAGCCAUAACUGAUUUGGAUGAAGGCCGCCUUGCCAAGGCCAAAGAACUGGGGGCAGAUUAUACAAUCAAGGUUGAGAGCAGAGAUGGCAAGGAAGUUGCCAACAAGAUCUUGGAACAACUUGGCACAGCUGCUGACAAGACUAUUGAAUGUACAGGAGCAGAGUCAAGCAUACACACUGGAAUCUAUGCAACCAAGUCUGGAGGUGUGUUGGUGAUUGUUGGAAUGGGAAAGAGUGAAAUUAACUUGCCGAUAGUUAAUGCCUUGGUGCGUGAGGUUGAUAUAAGAGGGAUAUUCCGCUAUGUCAACUGCUACCCAACAGCUCUUGCUAUGGUUGCCUCAGGAACUGUUAACGUCAAACCACUAGUCACACAUCAUUUUAAGCUUGAAGAAUCAAGAAAGGCAUUUGAGACGUCGGCAUCAGGGGAGGGUGGAGCCAUUAAAGUCAUGAUCCACUGUGAUCAGUGAUGUUCCAAGUACUUAAAAAAGUAUCAGAGCUAUUUUCUUUCUAGAACCAUUCAAUGCCGAGCUCGGAUGACGUGAAAUUAGGCCCUGUUUACAUGGAGGGAGGGUGAUUAUAAUGCUGGAGUAAGCUCUCUUGUUUUUGCCGUCUUCCCCUCAGUAAAACAAACGAGAGGCUUGUCCCUAGUACUAGGAUUAGCCUAACCUCCAUGUAUAAAGGCCUAGACAACCUUCAAACUAUAGCUAGGAUUUUAGAUUAAGUUUCACAAAAUACUAUUCUUACGUAGCUUGAAUUUCAGACCAAACAAAUACUCUGACCGAUGUAUUCAUAUAGGUUUACUACUAUUAUUGCUAUACAUUGAUCAAGAUAAACAUCGACAGGUUAAAGGGCAAAAGAUGACAAUCAAUAAACAAAAUAUGAGAGUUUAUUAACGUACAUAGUACUGGAAAGAUACAUGGGAAGGAUUUAGUAGACCUAUUCAGCUUCGUUUGUCUGGUGUGCACAUUUUAGACCAUGUGAUGCCACUCUGGGAAGUUGAUUCUUUCAUGUGUAAUUAUUUUGACAUGUUUUGUCAUAAAAGAACAAUUCUCAAGGGAAUGUCAUGUGAUCUGAAAUGGGCAAUUUGCAUACGAAGCCAAAGAGGUUUAUUUGAUUGGACUAAGGUCGACUAAGGUUGAUGAACAGUGCGAAUAGGAUAUAGUAAUAAGAACAUUGGUAAUGUCAAAUUAUAGUUAAUGUUGAAUCAUUUCAUGCAAAUCAUUUUAGAUAGUUAAAAAAAGUAUUUGUCAAUCA
Molecule: messenger RNA, 1863 nt
Organism: Actinia tenebrosa (Australian red waratah sea anemone)
Lineage: Eukaryota; Metazoa; Cnidaria; Anthozoa; Actiniaria; Actiniidae
Product: sorbitol dehydrogenase
Biological process (GO): D-sorbitol catabolic process
Molecular function (GO): L-iditol 2-dehydrogenase (NAD+) activity; zinc ion binding
Source: RefSeq, a predicted model, not a curated record